Molecule: messenger RNA, 969 nt
Organism: Cannabis sativa
Lineage: Eukaryota; Viridiplantae; Streptophyta; Magnoliopsida; Rosales; Cannabaceae
Exons: 5
Coding region: 1-969 (322 amino acids)
Molecular function (GO): nucleic acid binding; RNA-DNA hybrid ribonuclease activity
Source: RefSeq, a predicted model, not a curated record
AUGGUGGGGAGGAGGGGGUUGGGGCGAGGGUUUGUUGAGUUUUUUCUCUCUGGUUUGCUGGGCUUGCUGAGUGAAGUGGGAAGGAAGAAGACGAAGCUGAACAUAUACUCUGGACGACCCUAUGGCGUCGGUUCCUUUAUAGGAACCGACGACAUAGGUAGUGUGAAGUCAGGUAGUAGACAGUGGGACUUGGAGCUUAUUGAGGACUUGUUUGAUUCCCGUGAUGUUGAGCUCAUCAAACAGUCGGUCAAUGGUAGUUGGAACUCCUCUAUGGAGGAUUAUGUUUGGAAGAUGUUGUGGAAGAUUAAAGCUCCUCCUAAGCUAUGGGGACGAGUCAAUUUCCAUGUUUUGGUUCAAUGCCCCUUUGCUCAUUCAUGUUGGCUCCGAUCUGCGUUAGGUGUUGACCACUCCACAGUAAACAAUUUUUUUGACUGGUUUAUGGAAGUGUUGGCAGUGGGCAAUAUGGGGUUGGUGAAAGAAGCCGUCAUGGUUGGUUGGGCAAUUUGGAAGGCUCAGAAUGAUAUGCUUUGGAAUGGUAGAAGCUGUAGUGCUGCUGAUGUUAUUUGGUUGGCUCAUACCACUCUUCGACAAUGGACGACUGCUCAGUCUAAUCGGCUGGGCUCGGUGUCUCAGGCUGCCAAUCGCACUGAUACAAGAGAUUACUGGUCCAAACCGGCUGCUAGUCAGUUAAAAAUUAAUGUGGAUGGGGUAGUUUUUGAAGACAUAAAUGAGAUAGGCACGGGUUUUGUAGCACACGACUGUGAUGGUCAUGUAAUGGAGGCAUUUUCAACUAUUUCUUCUGUCAGCUGCCGACCCGAAAUUGCAGAAAUUUUAAGUGUCAAAGAAGCACUUAGUUGGAUAAAAAGGAAUAACAAGUCAAAUGUCAUUUCAGAGACGGAUUGCAUUUUAGUUGUUCAAGCUAUCCUUAGUUCGUUAAACGGUCUGCUAACAAAGCCACACACUGUAUGA